AUGACGGAGAUGGAUAGCGAUACCUCUCCAAUUGCUGCUUCCAGAUCAACAAUAGAGACGGACGCGGAUGGGGACGUCGAAAUGAAUAGUGAUAAUGAUUCAAAUAAUCUGGUGGCGCCAAAUCAGAACUUAGAGAAGGCACUUAAAAUCGAAGCGAAUGCAAAUGGAAAUGAGGAUAAUAAGAUGGCUAUUUCAGGUACGCAUAUGAUCGAAGUUGUGGGCAUUGAACCUGUUGCAUCGGGAGAUUCUAUUAAUACAGUGACGAACACUGAAGGUGAAAGACUAAAUGAUAAAGAACCUCCUAUAGAAGGUGGGGGAGCUCAAACUGAUACAGUAAAGAAGCGUACAAUUGCAAGUGACAUGAAGGUUCCAGAGAAAGUGGAAUCCUCAGAACCUGAGGCCCCGAUACCAAGACUUGUUAUAGAGAGACUAGUGCUUACAAAUUUCAAAUCCUAUGCAGGAAAGCAAAUCGUGGGACCAUUUCAUCCAUCCUUUAGUGCGGUUGUUGGUCCAAAUGGCUCUGGAAAAUCUAAUGUGAUUGAUUCUUUACUUUUUGUGUUUGGAUUCAGAGCAUCUAAGAUGAGACAAUCCAAGCUUAGGGAGUUGAUUCAUAACUCAGAGCAAUUUAAAAAUCUCCCUUUUUGCAGAGUAGAUGUUCAUUUCAAGAAAGUGCUUGAUAAGAUCGAUGCACAUGGCAGGAGUUAUACAGAAGAUGUUCCAAAUUCACAGUUGAUUGUCUCUCGAAAAGCUUUGAGAAACAAUAGUUCAGUUUAUUAUGUUAAUAACCACACAAGCAACUUUACCCGUGUUCGCUCCAUUUUGAAGGGCGAAGGUAUUGAUUUAGAUCAUAAAAGAUUUUUAAUCUUACAGGGUGAGGUGGAGAGCAUUGCCCAAAUGAAGCCUAAAGCGGAAAAAGAUAGUGACGAUGGAUUAUUAGAGUAUCUUGAGGAUAUUAUAGGAACAUCGAAGUACAAAAAUUCAAUUGAAGAUGCUACAACAAAUAUUGAAGAAUUGAACGACAUUUGCGUUGAAAAGAAGCGACGUUUUGAUUUUGUGGAAAAGAGCAAAGAUGAGUUAGUGGCGCCAAAAAAUGAAGCACUUGAAUACCUUGCUCAGGAAAAGAAGUUCUUAGAUAAAAAAACAAUAUAUCUUCAAUUAUCGUUAAGAAAGGAUCAAAAAAGCUUGGAACAGAAUAAGAAAAUCUUAGAUAAUUUGAUUAAAAAGUUGGAGCAGUACAAAACUGAGGAAGCUUCUAAUGCAAAGAAGAUCGCGCAACUUAAGGCCAAGAAAGAAACUAUAAUGAAUGAACUUAACUUAACUGAAGGGGAAAUAAAUAAACUAAAAAAAGAACACAGGAAAAUGGAGAAGAACAAGGUGACUAUGGAUGAGAAGCUUAAACAUUUAGAAAAUAGUCGUAAAAAGGCAACAAAGUCUUUGGAAAACCAAACACUUUCAUUAAAGGAAAGCAGGUCAACAUUGGAGAUCACUCAACAGAAUAUACAAAAAUAUAAAACCGAUGAGAAAGAACUCCAACAAAAAUUAGAAGAAGAAAAGCAGAAACUUGAUGAUAUUAAAAUGAGCUUGUCAGACAAAACAAAGGACUUAUCAAAGAAGAUGGAAGUCUUACAGCAGGAGUUGGAGCCAUGGCAGAGUAAGAUAGAUGAGAAACAGGGUGAAAUUGACGUGAAGAAAUCAGAACAAGAAAUGCUACAAAAGCAGGUAUCAGCUUUCAUUGAAGAGAUGAAGGAUCUUGAACAGUCGGUGGACGAAAAGAACGAGCUUAUUCAAUCAAAAAAGAAGCAAAUAUCCAUUUUGGAGCAGGAGUACGCACAUGUUCAAAAUCAAAUUGAUCUGGGGGAGCCAGAAGUACAGGAUGCAUCAGACAAGCUAAAUAUUAUGGAAAGACAACUUACUGUUGCUCGUCAAAAAAUGGAGGAUGCAAAAUCACGUGUGAAUAAUACAGAAUCUAGAAAUAGAGUUCUCCGAGCAUUAAAUCACUUAAAAGAUACUGGCCGACUAAAUGGAUUUCAUGGUCGGUUGGGAGAUUUAGGUGUCAUUGAUGAUAAAUAUGAUGUUGCCGUUUCUACAGGUGGCGGUUCUCUAGAUGAUAUGGUAGUCGAUACAGUUGAAUGUGCUCAGCAAUGCAUUUCGUAUAUUAGAAAAAAUGGUCUAGGUUUUGGAAAAUUCAUAAUUUUGAAUAAACUUCGUCAUUUCAAUAUGAGUAAGAUACAAACCCCGGAAAAUGUAUCACGGCUUUUUGAUUUGAUAGAACCCGUCGACCGUAAAUUUGCUCCGGCAUUUUAUUCAUCGAUGUACGAUACCUUGGUCGCACAAGAUCUAAGAGUGGCAAAUAGAGUUGCAUUUGGUGGAAGACGUCGUUGGAGAGUUGUUACAUUGGAUGGCAAGCUUGUGGAUGCAAGUGGCACAAUGUCAGGUGGUGGAUCUUCGGUAUUUCGUGGUGCUAUGAAGCUUAGAUCCAAACAUCCGGCUGGCGCACAUGAAAUCACGCCUGAGCAGCUGAAUGCGUUAAUUUUGGAUGUUCAAAACAAGGAAAAAGCAUUUAAUGAGGCCUCCACAGCUUUUCAACAAAUGGAAAAGGCACUAGAUGAGUUUAAGGAUCGUCUUCCUCAAAUAGGUGUCGAAUCGUCUAAACUUGAGGUUGAAAUUGACUCUCUUGUGGAUGAGGGUAAAGAAGCCAAGAACGGACUUAAAGAAAUGAAAUUGAACAAAGGCGCAAAUGAUAAGCUAUACGCACAAAUAAAACAAGUCGAACAAAGUAUCAACACUUUAAGCGAGGAAAAGGUUAAAAUUGAGAAGGAAUGUUCGGGAUUAAAAACACAAAUAGCAAGUAUUCAACAAAAGAUAAUGGAUGUGGGUGGUGUUAAACUUAAGAUGCAAAGGGCCAAAGUUGAUUCCGUCAAACAAAAAAUGGAAAUACUUUUUGAAAAGAAAUCACAGGAUGAUAUAGUGAUAAGUAAAACAAAGAACAAAAUAAAGAGAUUGACAGACGGAAUUGCUGCUGACAAAGAAGAGAUCAAGAAAUCGGAGGAUACAAUUUCUGAUAUUCAAAAUGAUUACGCAGAUCGAAUAAAGAAUUUUGAAAAUGCGGAGGAGAAAAUCAGGCAGUUGGAGGCUGAAAAGACGGAUAUAGUAGAUAAAAAAGAGAAAAUAGAGGAGGAAAUAGAGACUGUCAAUACGGAAAUUAAUGAUUUAAGGAGACAAGAAAUUAAGAUAAUGGGCGAUGCAGAUCAAUACAAGUUCGUUAUCGAAAGCUGUCAAGGAAGAAUUAAUGACAUAUAUGAUAAAGACGGCAAACUUCCCUUUAGGAAUGUAAAAAAACUUUUGGGCUGGAUGAACGAGGAAGAAUUAAAACCAUACAUCCAGGAUAGAAACUUGCUUCCAAAACUCAAUCCAGAGGAACUAGAUGCAACGGAUUUGCUUAAUCUUAAAAGAGAGGUGGCACAAAUGUCACAACAAAUAGAAAGUACACAGGUUGAUCUUGAUGUUCUUUAUGAAUAUACAAAAAGAUACGCUGAAUUCUCAGAGAGGAAAGCUGAUCUUAACACAUCUGUUGAAGCAAGGGAUAAGGCUAAGAAUGAAUGCGAGGAUUUGAAAAAAAAGAGACUAGAUGAAUUUAUGUCAGGAUUCACUCAAAUUUCAUCUACAUUAAGGGAAAUGUAUCAUAUGAUUACCAUGGGAGGAAAUGCAGAACUUGAACUUGUGGAUUCCUUAGACCCAUUUUCUGAAGGUAUAUUGUUCUCUGUCAUGCCACCCAGAAAAUCAUGGAAGAACAUUGGAAAUCUAUCUGGAGGGGAGAAAACGCUUUCUUCUUUAGCUUUAGUGUUUGCUCUUCAUGCAUACAAACCUACUCCGUUGUAUGUUAUGGAUGAAAUAGAUGCGGCAUUGGAUUUCCGGAAUGUGAGUAUUGUUGCAAAUUAUAUAAAGGGAAAGACUAAAAAUGCACAAUUCGUUGUUAUCUCAUUGAGAAAUAAUAUGUUUGAGUUAGCUGAAAGGCUUGUUGGAAUUUACAAAGUGAAUAACAUGACAAGGUCGGUGACACUCGAAAACAAAGAUAUUCUCCAUACUAAUGCUACACCCAAAAGAGUGGAAGAGAAGAAGCAGGAUGUUGGAAACCCAGAUAGGGAAACAAUAGAGAGUAAUAAAGAAAAAUAG
Molecule: messenger RNA, 4173 nt
Organism: Brettanomyces bruxellensis
Lineage: Eukaryota; Fungi; Ascomycota; Pichiomycetes; Pichiales; Pichiaceae
Exons: 1
Coding region: 1-4173 (1390 amino acids)
Biological process (GO): mitotic chromosome condensation
Cellular component (GO): chromosome
Molecular function (GO): ATP binding; ATP hydrolysis activity; protein binding
Source: RefSeq, a predicted model, not a curated record